ACUAGGAAUGUGAACGUGUGCUCUUUCGUAUCACUUUCCGCCGGCCCUUUAUAAUCCCCCAAACAAACAAACCCUUAUUGUUCUAGAUCUAGGCUGUUUUUUUUUUUUUUCUGUUCUUGAUUUGGGUACUUACAAUUCAAGAAACCCCUUUUUCUUCAUAUUUGUCUUAGUUUACCUUUUGGGUCUCCCCCAAAAUUAGAAUUUUGAGUUUCUGAUCCGUUUCUUGGUUAAUUUGGUCAUUUUUUUGCUCUGUAAAGAUUGGAUUUGUGGUCCUUUUAUUGAACUACUAGAACAAAAUUUUUUAUGAUAAUGGCCAAGCAAUAUGGGGUGACGAAACCUUUGUCUUUAGCAGGGCCUAUGGAGGCUGAUAUUCAGCGUACUAAAGAAUUGGAAAAGUUUUUGGUUGGUGCUGGACUAUAUGAAAGUGUUGAGGAGGCUGCUAAGAGAGAAGAAGUUCUCUGCCAACUAAAACAGAUUGUGAAGGACUGGGUGAAAGAUCUUACUCGACUAAGAGGGUAUAGUGAUCAGAUGGUUGAGGAUGCAAAUGCCGUCAUUUUAACCUUUGGUUCUUAUCGGCUUGGGGUGCAUGGUCCUGGAGCUGACAUAGACACAUUAUGUGUUGGACCAUCUUACGUGAAUCGAGAGGAUGACUUCUUUUUUGUAUUGCAUAAUAUUUUGGCGGAGAGGGAAGAAGUUACUGAACUACAACCAGUUCCAGAUGCACAUGUCCCUGUUAUGAAGUUUAAGUUUGAUGGGAUCUCAAUUGAUCUUCUCUAUGCAAGCAUUUCUCUUUUGGUUGUACCAGAUGAUUUGGACAUUUCCAGUGAAUCGAUGUUGUGCAAUGUUGAUGAGCCAACUGUAAGGAGCCUUAAUGGCUGCAGGGUGGCAGAUAAAAUUAUUAAACAUGUUCCAAAUAUUGAGUUUUUCCGGACCACACUUCGGUGUUUAAAGUUUUGGGCUAAACAGCGUGGUGUUUAUUCAAAUGUGACUGGAUUUCUAGGUGGAGUGAACUGGGCUCUUCUGGUUGCUCGGGUUUGCCAACUUUAUCCAAAUGCUGUUCCGAGUAUGCUGGUUUCUCGUUUUUUUCGUGUAUAUACACAAUGGCGCUGGCCAAAUCCUGUUAUGCUUUGUGAGAUAGAGGAUAAAGAAUUUGGAUUUUCUGUCUGGGAUCCACGAAAAAAUCCUUGGGACCGGACACAUCAGAUGCCAAUUAUUACACCUGCCUAUCCUUGCAUGAACUCCAGCUACAAUGUGUCUGCAAGUACUCUUCGAGUUAUGACAGAACAAUUUGAAUUCGGUAACAACAUAUGCCAGGAAAUUGAGCUGAAUAAAGCCCGGUGGACUGCACUGUUUGAGCAGUAUCCUUUCUUUGAAAGCUACAAGAACUAUUUGCAAGUUGACAUAGUUGCAGCUGAUGCUGAUGACUUGCUUGUGUGGAGAGGCUGGGUCGAAUCCCGGUUAAGGCAGCUUACUUUGAUGAUAGAACGGGACACAUUUGGGAAAUUGCAGUGCCAUCCUUAUCCCCAUGAGUAUGUGGACCCCUCCAAACAAUGCGCACAUCGUGCCUUCUUCAUGGGUUUGCAGAGGAGGCCAGGGGAGUUGGUUCAAGAAGGGCAGCAAUUUGAUAUUCGCGGGACAGUUGAUGAGUUUAGACACCAAGUAAACAUGUAUAUGUAUUGGAAACCAGGAAUGGAAAUGUUUGUGUCCCAUGUUCGUAGAAAGCAGAUUCCCUCUUAUGUUUCACCAGAUGGAUAUAAACGCAGGCUAAUGAGUGGGCAGCUGGCAGAGAAACCUUACUCUGAAAGAGGGUUGAAAAGGAAAAAAGAGCUUGAAGGUGCAGAAGAGAAGCAACAGAGUCAGGACAAAAGACCAUCAAUUAGCCCUCCAAGGGAUUCAGCUUCACCCGAGCUUAUUGUUGGUCAGAAAAAUGGCAUGUUCUUACAACAGUGUUCCUCGACAGUUACUCGAGGGAAGAGAAAGAGUGAAGAAAUUUCAAAUAGUUUGACAAAUGAUACGACGGAGUUUGCUGGUACCUCUGGGGAACCUGCACAUGAAUUGCUCCGACUCAGCCAUGACGGUCGUCCAGUGGGCAGUACUGGUUGCAACUCUCUAUGUUCCUCUCAGGGUGACUUAUACAGGGCCGAGUCCAAGUCACUUUUGAAUAAUGUAUGUGAAAAUGGUUCUAGGUUUAUUGAAGAUGCGUUGCUGGAGUUAGAGCCAAAAGCAGCACAUGGAAUGUUAACAUCUCUGGAUAGCAUUGGAUCAGAGUCUGUACAAAAAUCUUCUAUAAGGCAUGUUACAUGGUUUCAUACUUGUUCUUACAUUUUGUUUUAUAUUUCAGACUUUUUCUUUAAAGGUGCGGUAUUUUGGUUUCUUUUUUAUGGUUUGUCUUGUAGGUAUAGUGUUACAUCAACUGCUUGAAAGAAGUGGAGUUUCAUGGCAUUGAGGGAUGAAAAGCCAGCUCAACACGGUAAGUAUUAUGUUACUUGCUGGCUGUCAUUUCUCUAUGUUUUUCUUUUCCAGGCGGCUUGCUUGUGUGAAAUUGUGAGAGAGCCCUGAUAUAUGGGUGGAGGAGAGUUCCAGGUAGAACGGUCCUGUGGACUCCUGUACAGUUCAGUUUAUGUAAAAAUACUAUAGGGGAACUGCUGAAGAAGAUUGUUCUUCCUACAGCAGUUGAAUAGAUAUUUCUUUUCAUUUCGGGGGAAUGUAGAAUAUAAGCCGAUGAUACUAGGUUGGGGUGGGUCAUGAAAAAUCUCGGUUGUACUCUGUUUAUGGGAAGGGUAUUAACAGUCUUUUAAUUGUAUUUGUAGACCGAUGACAGUUGAUGACACCAUAUUUCAGUCUUUUGUGUCUUUCUCAA
This is a messenger RNA of Lycium ferocissimum, 2860 nucleotides long. RefSeq names its product nuclear poly(A) polymerase 4-like. Gene Ontology annotation, molecular function: poly(A) RNA polymerase activity; RNA binding. Bases 304 to 2421 code for a protein of 705 amino acids. NCBI's taxonomy places the organism in Eukaryota, Viridiplantae, Streptophyta, Magnoliopsida, Solanales, Solanaceae. Gene Ontology annotation, cellular component: nucleus. The record is from RefSeq and is a predicted model, not a curated record. The transcript has 11 exons.